This is a messenger RNA of Heterostelium album PN500, 4863 nucleotides long. It is a transcript of the gene xacB, whose product is annotated as pleckstrin domain-containing protein. NCBI's taxonomy places the organism in Eukaryota, Evosea, Eumycetozoa, Acytosteliales, Acytosteliaceae. Bases 1 to 4863 code for a protein of 1620 amino acids. Gene Ontology annotation, molecular function: guanyl-nucleotide exchange factor activity. Gene Ontology annotation, biological process: signal transduction. The transcript is spliced from 10 exons. The record is from RefSeq and is a predicted model, not a curated record.
AUGAGCUCUUGUGCUUUAUUUGAAAGACAAUUAUGGAGAAAUGACAAAUGCAAACACUGUUUUAAAACAGAGCCUGAACAUUCUUUAAUUAGGUCUUCUUCACAGGAUGUAUUGUUUGGUAAAUUACAACAACAACAGCAACAGCAACAACAACAACAACAACAACAGAAUAGUGCAUCUCCCAGUAGUACUACUUCAGCAUCAGCAACAGCAACACAAACAGUAUCUUUGAAAUCUACACUUACCUAUCAUAGAAAAGGCAAACCAAUAGCACCGAUCAAUCCAUCGGUCGACAAGGCACCACUUUCAAUCAGGAGAACACUCACUCCAGCGGCAAUCGAAACAUUCUCAAAGCGAAUUUCACAAUCACCUCCAACUUCGCCAACCACCAAUAGGAUUAUCAAUAAAUCUGUGAAGUCACCUGGAUCUUCACCACUGACAGUUUCCUCAACAGCAACGACAACCACAACAUCAUCAGCAUCAACAACAAUAAACAAAUCAAGUGAUUCACUACAAAACAGACAACAACCAGCAUCACCAUACAAACCUCCAACACCAACAUUGUCAUCGGCCAACAGCACACCAUCUGGAACACCACCAAAUUCUGUAUCACCUAAAAUGGAACCAAUCGGUGGUACCUCGAACAAUGUUGCUGUUUCCACCUCAAAACCACCAACCUCAUCGAUUUCACCGACAACCUCUUCAAAUUCACUUCGAAAGACAGUUUUGAGUCGUGGUGAUAGUGGACUGUCGGAGGACGUCGAGCUGGCAGCACAACCAAAAGUAUCGCCAUCUCGUCAGAGUAGAUCGCAAUCCGCUGACAACUCAUCUGUCACCUCCAACUCAAACGAUUCAAUCACACCGAUCAAACCGAAAUCGGGUUCAUUCUUCCUACCGACAUCAUCUUCAUCACCGUCGAUACCGGUAUACCAACAGAAACAUGUUCGCGAUCAAAAUGGAAUCUAUGGAUCAUCACCCAAUUUCAAGGCGGCAACAAACUUGCCCGCAUCUUCAUCGUCGUUGCUCUCACCCGUCUCGAAAGGCAACGGCGCCACUGGUAGCAGCGGAAGUGGAUCUAGCUUCUCACUGAGCAGCUCACCAGUUCCCUCACCGAGAACUCACCCGAUUGCAAAGGGCAUCAUCAAACUCAAGAAAAACAGUGAACUCAAGAAAUCAAACUCCACACUGAAACGCAAGAAUCUCGCCAACAUGGCAGAGCAAAACAACGAGAAACUAAAGAUAUUCGGUGCGAUACAAUCGAUCUUACUGGCACUGCCGGGCAUCUCUUCGAAUGUAGUACUCAACAUCAUGGACAUUCUCUACAGUCAGGAUUUGAACGUUGAUUUCAACACACUGGUGAGCGAUCCCUACUUUUCACAGAUGGCACCGUCGAUCGCCGUUCUAAACAGCUGGAUGGAUUCACAAGAGUAUAUUCGCGAUGUCAUCACAGUUCAGAGUUGUGUACGUCGUUUCUUGGCGCGUCGAAGAACCGAGUGGUUGGCACAGGUAUACACCGGCUCGGUGUUACGCGAGCGAAACAUUGCAUUCCGUCAUCUCGUCCAAGAGGAACGUCGCUACAACACCAACCUCGAAAUCAUCUUGCAAUACUAUUACCGUCCACUUAAGAACGCUGCUUUAGUUUCAGACGAGGAUUUCAAGUCGAUAUUCAGUUCCAUAGAGGAGAUCUAUAGUGUACACCAAAGAAUACUGCUGCAAUUUGAAUUGCUGAAUGAGAGAUGGCCGUGUGUAGAGGGUCUCGGUGAUAUCUUUUUGAGAAUAGCACCGGAUCUCAAAGUCUAUGGAAACUAUGUAAAGAACUUUAAGAAUGCAAUCGAUACACUCGAUCGCUGUAGAAAUGAAAAUCCGAAAUUCGCCAACUUUAUAUCAGAGUGUUGUGAUAACACUCCCGGUAGAGUGUAUGAUCUUAUGGCAUUGAUUGCAACUCCACUCAAUCAUUUAUCUGUAUAUCAAAGACAAUUAUUUACUAUUGCAAGUCAUACUCCGAAUAAUUGGCCAGAUUAUGUAAAUAUAAACAAUUCAGUGACAAUGAUGAAAGAGAUUGAACAACUCGUACAAGAUAACUUGGCACAAGCACAGAAUGCAGCAACUCUUAUAAAUAUCUAUAGGAAGAUUAAUAAUAAGAAAGCAUUAGAUCCUUUUGUUAUACCAGGUAGAAUAUAUUUACAUGAAGGUAAACUAACAAAGUUUGAGUUGAAGAAACAAGAUCAAGUCUAUUUCUACUAUCUAUGUAACGAUAUAAUUGUAUUUGGAAAGAAAUAUCAAAAGGAUCUAUUAAAAUUUAAGAAUCUAUUUUAUUUAUCAGAUGUUGUCGUAUCAGAUCAACCUGAUAACUCAAAUCAUAAAAAUAUUAUAACAAUAUCAAAGAAAGGAGGUGAAACUUAUUCAUUCCAAGUUGAUGAUGCCGAAGAAAAGAAAGAUCUUUUGAAACUCUUUGGUGAGUUAUGUACAACUACUGUUAAUAAGAAAUUAUUUGGUACAUCAAUAUCAGAGUUGGUUCAAAGGGAAGGACCGAAUGUAUUAGUACCAAGUUUUAUUAUAAAAUCAUGUAAUGCAAUUUUAAAUCAUUUGAAUACAGAAGGAUUGUUUAGAGUUUCACCAAAUCAAUUGGAAGUAGAUCAAUUCAAAGAGAGUUUGAAUAAGUGUACAAUUGCUAAUAUGGAUGCUUUAAUAGCUAAGCAAGGUCCUCAUCAUCUAGCGGCGGUCAUCAAGACAUUCUUUAGGGAUAUGACAACACCGCUGCUGACACACGAGUUGUUUGACAAGAUCGUCGAAUUGGGUGACAGUGAGUGCGCACCACGCGAAAAGAUUGCUAGUAUACGCUCGAUGCUCAGCAGCAUACCUGCGUGCAAUCAGGCAACACUCCAAGCGAUCGUCACAAUGCUCCGCUUGGUAGGACAGAACAGCGAGCGCAACAAAAUGAAUCAUUCCAACCUAGCGAUCGUAUUCGGUCCAAAUCUUGUGAAACCUGCACAUCAAACCAUUGAAACAUCACUCAAGAUACCACUGAUCAACAAUGUUAUCACUUUGAUUCUCGAUAACUACCAGCAAGUCUAUCAAGAUCUAUUGGAUUGUCAACCAUCAUUAUCAUCAUCAUCAUCAUCGUCAAAUUUAUGUGUGAGAGAGAGAAUGAAAUUAUUUGUACCACUUUUAAUAACUGUUUGUCUGAUAUGUCCUUUGUUUGUUAUGGCAGAAGAAAUAGUUGAGAGCACCAAGGUAUUUGGUGAUAGUUUAAAUCCAACUUUUUCAGACUAUAGUUUUGGUUCGAGAAGACUGAGUGCAAAGACUGUAAAGUCUGGAUCGAUUUCAAUUCAAAUGGGACUUGAUAGAACAACUGCCAUUUGGUAUGGAUUAACAGAUGCCAAUCAAGGUUUUGAUCCUUCCUCUAAUUUAACAUUUUAUAUUAAUUGUGGAAAGAAUAUUGAUGUUCCAAUUGAAAUUUUGUUUAGAGAAAGUGAUAACAAACCAUCGAAAUCACUUUUGUUGACUAGCUAUGAUGCCCCAGAAAAAUCAAUUCUCAAGAGAACUACUCUCACUCCAGAUACUUGGGAACUCGUCUCUGUUCCAAUCCAAAUGUUCUAUCCAAAUGACCAGGAACAUCAUUUCUACCAUACAUUUACCAUCAAGAAUACCAAGCAAAGACGUGAUGAAUCUAUCUAUUUCGAUGAAAUUGAAAUUACCAAGAAAGAAGCUCCAAUCAGCCCACCAAACAGCAAGAAUAGUCAAACUGGUGGAGAUAACACUGCCUUUGGAAAGAAUGACAACAACAACAAAGUUGCUUCCAACUGUUUACAUAGUAUCGAUGAAAUCUACAAGAUUUUGGAACCAGCUCAACCAUACUUUACUCGUGAUCCAAUUGCUCACUCUUUCUACUCCACUGAAUACAAAGCUUUUGGUAAUAAUCAAGACACUCCAAUCUGGCAUUUCAUUCCACAGAUGGGUCGUGUCCACUUUAUUAGUGAUACCGUAAUUAGAGUCACCGGUCCAAUCCUCCCAAAACAACAGGAAAACAAAGUAGUUACAAACGCUGGUUGGUGGGUCGAUCUUUGGUUCUCUAGAACAUGGGACCGUUCCGAUUUAAAGACUGAGCUUCCAGAGGAUUUCUACGUUGGUCGUUCACCAACUGGAAAAGUUAAUCCAGACACCUGGAAUCUCUAUAUGCCUAUGCCAGGUAAAUGUACAUUCUAUGGAAUCGGAUCGAAUCAACACAAAUCGCUCAAUGUCACUCGUGCUGCCAUGGAUGUUCCACUGAUGGUUGGAGAGGGUGCCAACGGAAAGAACACAGAACUUGGAAUGUCAGUAUGGUUGGAACUCGAUCAACCAGAGACUCCAGAGAACGAGAAGAUCGUCAUGGACAUGAAUGUCAACAUUGUCGAUCCACCACCCGUCACUCGUAAUCACAUGCCAGUUUCAUUCUGUAGAAACGACUCGAUGGCGUUGGUCGUCGAAACCUACUUGGAUAUCGAUCACGACAACGUGAAGGACUCUCAUGAGUUUGGUGUUCCAGGUGUAGUUAUCCACUUGACCGACAAAAGUGGUAAUCCAGUCUACGAUGUCAGCGGAAGAGAAGUCCGACCUGUCAAGACCGACAUUGAUGGAAAAUACUUUUUCGAUCGUCUAGAGUUUGGCGAGUACAGAAUCAACUAUCGAUUCACCACCCCACUCCACGCACAGAUCAUCAACUCAUUCGCCACAACCACACCAAUGCCAGGCACCGGUUCCUACACCAGUCGUAUCGUUGUCAACCACCAACACGAGCGUGUCAAACAAGUUGUUGAACAUUUGCACCCAGUCAGAUCCUGUAAAAUUAUCAAUGAAAUACCAUUAGCACUUGCCAUAGAAUAG